AACGUUGUAUCAGCGCGAACUUCGUUCCGUUCCCCUGGAAAUGUCUGUCUCCCGUAUGGCAGUGAAGCUUUCAGAAAACACAAAGGAGACCAGGGGUUACUGGGCGCGAGUGGAACAAUGCGUGUACGAUCCCGAUCACAAUUCUCUGCGGACGCGCAUUGUAUUCAACGAUUUGUCAGUGUCAGGAAUGGUGUCCCUAAUGCCGCGAAAUCAUCACGCCCUGAUUUCCGCUGAAUCCUGCAAAAUGACCCUGCGACUGAGGCGCGCUGGAAUAGACUUUCUCACCAAUCCGAUCACCCGGGGACGCGGUCAGAUGCGUAUACGCACUGAGUCUAGCUUCCUGGAACCCAGAUUUGCAUCGAUCUAUGCGUAUGAUUGCCGUUCUACGCGCAUUGACAAGCAAAUCAAACGGCAAGAUAAAUGGCCGUCGUAUCAUUCAAGUAACGUCAACAAGGUAACACCGACUCUGUCAUUAGCUCUGAACGACAAGUACGAUGCGGCGGAACCGAGACAAUUAGCGGGCAAUGCCGAUGAAAUAGACAUUGUUAUACCGAAUGAGAAUCGACAUUUGCAUUAUUCACACAUUCCUGAGACGAAUUUCGGUGUAUGGAAGAAGAAUUCUUGGAUCACCAAAUUAUCAUCACAUCAGAAACGCUCAACGGCACGGUACGCGCGUACUGCGAUUGUUAUUACACCGCGUAACUUCACGGACACCCUGAUAAAUAAGCGUAAAUCGACAGCGAGAUCUGUGAAUUUCACUAAAAUUCUUAAUCUAACCGACCAUUUCCGGAAUGAAGAUUCAUCACAACAUGUAUCGCGGGAUCUCGUAGUAAACGACAAUUACGACAAUUUGUUCUCUGUAGACUCAGAAGAUCCGAACAGGAUCAAUUGGCAAUCUAAAGAGUAUAUCACAAAAGAAAUGGAGGAAGUGUUUUUGCAGGGUGCUAGCCAAGCGUUGACCAGAUACAUCGAACGUCAACUACAUCCGGCAAUCAAAGAGACACUAAUGCUGUCUAUGGGUUACACCAUCAGUUAUGGAUAA
This is a messenger RNA of Cyphomyrmex costatus, 1042 nucleotides long. RefSeq lists its product as uncharacterized. The transcript is spliced from 3 exons. Lineage: Eukaryota; Metazoa; Arthropoda; Insecta; Hymenoptera; Formicidae. The coding region runs from base 41 to 1042 and encodes 333 amino acids. The record is from RefSeq and is a predicted model, not a curated record.